CUCAGCGAUUAGCAUCUUAACUCGACUUACGUAAUGCUACACAGGCCAACUCUCAAACAGGCAUAACACUUUGUCUAGAAAAGGACAGCAGUUUGUUACAGCUUAUUUAAGAAAACUUAUUAUAACAAAAAGGUGAUCUUAUUCACAUUCAUACCUUUAUAUAUCAAUAUAAAAUGCUGCGUGCUUCAAAAAGUCAACAUCGAUAAUGGUUUUCUUCGCUGAUUGACGCCUGUGAAAAACGAGAAGCAUUUGUCAACACUGCAAUUUUAAUUUCAACCGUCGUAGCGUCUUCUGUUACGUAAUAAUGCACGGGUAUAAAGCUGUACACAGGGAGCGGCUUAGCGUACAUAUCACUUCGAUAUAGCACAGUGCACUUUGUAAUUCCCUCGCUCGCCAAGUUCGUCCAGCCCUCGUCAAGAUGGCAAAUAGGUCCCUUAUCCUUCGAAAUGUGUUCAUCAUUGUCUCUGCAUUGGCCUACGCUAUGAACCUCAUGUUUAGUAGGUUUUCGAACGCCAAGAACCGACCCGAAGCCUUUCAGGUGCUCUUUGGAAACGGGUCAAGCGUCGGUGGAAUGUCGAGGAGGUUUUCCACAGAUGUCACUCCGGCGCCCCCUACAUUUCAAAUCUGGAUAGUGAUCUAUACUUGGCAGUGCUUGUGGAUUGUCUACUCGUUCUCCCUCAUCUGUCGCAAGGUCCCUGAGGUUUUCGACUGGCUGUUCUUCGUGUUUUUCACGCUCAGCUCCUGUAUCGUCACCUCGUGGCUUGUCGUCCAGAGUCGGGGACUCAAGCAGCUGUCCUGUGGGAUUCUGUUCUUUCACGGGUUCUCUCUGUACGCCGCUCUAGCCACAGCUUACUAUCGCGUCGUUCCUCGCAACGAAGAGCUCGCCGCCUACUCCAAACUCGACUUCUUCGCGACGCAUAUCCUGGUGUUCAAUGGAAUCGUUACGUACACGACUUGGGUGACACUUGCGUCGCUGCUUAGUCUGAACGGGGCUUUGAUCUACGCUCACGGUGUCUCCAAGGUAACAGCAGGGACAAUUAUUCUCUCCAUUCUCGCUGUAGAGCUGCUGGUCUGGUUUGUGAUCGAGAAUUUUGUCCUUGAGAGGUACUUAAGGUUUACCUUCACUGUCUACCCCGUGGUCAUUACUGGGCUGUCUGGGAUUAUUGCGCGCAACCCUAGCGAGACGAAUAGAAUCUUUACCAUCGUCCUGCUCUCCAUAGCCGUGGUUCUGUUCAUCGUGCGCGUCGGUCUGUCCGUGUGGAGGUUUACGAGAGGAAGGAAAAGCGACGAAGUCACACUGCGUUUUAACAAGAUGGAGGAUAAUGUAUCGUAUUGAAUUUGUUAAGUGCAACAUUUCAGCGAUUAAUCUACCCCCACCAGAGUUUUCUUAUAGCCCUUAUUGUUAGUCUGAAUAUCCAUACUGCUUAGGAGUCUACGCCAGAAAUGGCAUCAUAGAGGAUUAUUCGGAUCCGAUUUUUCAUGAGGGUGUGGGGCAUGAAAUCUGUAAAUAUCAUCGUAGGCCACGCCCACGAGGGCUUUGUUACACAAAGAGAGACUAGAAGAAAAUUGUACAAACUACAAUCUAACAAAUUCACAGUAUGUAAUGCCGAUUUUUUAGAGCAUUGUAUAAUAAUCACAAACAUAUAAUAGUCCUAUGUAUCUUACCUAUAGACCGAUUAUUUUGUAUAAUUAUAAAUAAAUAAUAGCUUUGAA
This is a messenger RNA of Nematostella vectensis (starlet sea anemone), 1713 nucleotides long. RefSeq lists its product as uncharacterized. The transcript has a single exon. The record is from RefSeq and is a predicted model, not a curated record. NCBI's taxonomy places the organism in Eukaryota, Metazoa, Cnidaria, Anthozoa, Actiniaria, Edwardsiidae. The coding region runs from base 419 to 1336 and encodes 305 amino acids.